Rubroshorea leprosula is the source of this 1316-nucleotide messenger RNA. The record is from the annotation of a GenBank genome assembly. NCBI's taxonomy places the organism in Eukaryota, Viridiplantae, Streptophyta, Magnoliopsida, Malvales, Dipterocarpaceae.
UGGUGGCCAGAGAGGAAGCAAAAUUAAGCCACAUCAUACCAAAAUAUAUUAUAGGAAUAUCAAUAGAUUAAUUGCUAGAUUUCAUGGGGAGAUCUCCUUGCUGCGAUGAAAAUGGCCUCAAGAAAGGCCCCUGGACUCCUGAAGAAGAUGAAAAGCUUGUGCAGCAUAUACAGAAACACGGCCAUGGAAGCUGGAGAGCCCUCCCUAAACUUGCAGGUCUUAAUAGAUGUGGAAAAAGCUGUAGGUUAAGAUGGACGAAUUAUUUAAGACCUGAUAUCAAGAGGGGAAAGUUCUCUGCAGACGAAGAGCAAACAAUUCUUCAUCUUCAUUCCAUCCUUGGAAACAAAUGGUCUGCAAUUGCCACACACCUACCGGGGCGGACUGACAAUGAAAUCAAGAACUUCUGGAACACCCAUUUGAAGAAGAGGCUUAUCCAGAUGGGUAUAGACCCAAUGACCCAUCAACCCAGGACAGACAUCUUUGCCUGUUUACCCCAACUCCUAGCCCUAGCCAACCUAAGAGACCUUGUGGAGAUGAACCAUUUUCACUUAGAUGAACCUGCUGUCCGGUUUCAGACGGAAUCUGUUCAGUUGGCUAAUAAGCUUCAGUACCUACAACAAUGCCUUUCCCAAACUGCAACAUCAAUGGGCAACAUUAAUGUUAAUAGUAACAGUCCAACCGAUGUGGAAGCAUUGAAUCUAUUGAACUCUUGGGUUCCUAAUUCUGUCCUAACUUCAACAGAAACAAUGGAGAUUAAUCCAUUUGGAAAUGAAGAUGCUACCCCUCAACCACUCCACCAUCCAAGUCUAUUAGACCAACCACAGGUCCCUUUCAACUUUCAAACUUCUCUGAAUGGCGAUCGGAUGGGCCACUGUAGCCGUUUUACCGAUCACCAGCAAAUUGAUUCGACAUCGCCUUGGGUUCUACCUGUUCCUCCCACGGUGACAGAGACUUCCAUAAGCAAUCCGGCCGGAGCAAGCACCACUUCUAGCUACAAUGGCAGCACUUCUCCGAACUGGCUGGAUCUGUAUUUUGAUCACCCUAUAUUACAAGAGAUUUAAUUCUUAGUUACCUGUAUUAAUUUGUAUCAUGUGUUUAAUGUUAUUACAUAUAGUCACUAUAAUCGCAUCUCAUGUAUGACAUGUACACACACACCUGCUCAAAGUGCAUAGGUGCAUAAAAUUAAAUACAUGUAGGCAUGAUGCAUACAUGCAUAUUAUGUACAUAAUUUUAGGAGGAACAUCAUUUUCAUUUUUUUUGAACGGCUUAAUUAGGAGGUUCGUCAUUAAUUAAUGUAAUAACUUUGAUUUUAAUUU